Synchytrium microbalum is the source of this 474-nucleotide messenger RNA. RefSeq lists its product as uncharacterized. Gene Ontology annotation, cellular component: mitochondrion. Gene Ontology annotation, biological process: fatty acid biosynthetic process. NCBI's taxonomy places the organism in Eukaryota, Fungi, Chytridiomycota, Chytridiomycetes, Synchytriales, Synchytriaceae. The record is from RefSeq and is a predicted model, not a curated record. Gene Ontology annotation, molecular function: acyl binding; acyl carrier activity. The transcript is spliced from 2 exons. Bases 1 to 474 code for a protein of 157 amino acids.
AUGCUAGCCAGCCAAGUCGCCCGUAAUGUCCUCGCCAGACGCAUGACCCGCACUGCAGCUCCAUCUGUAGCUGUAGCACUAUCAUCCAUCACUGCAAGCACUUCCAACUGUAUAAACCGAGCUGCUUCGACAUCCAUCUUGCUUCCAUCCUGGCCAUCGCAUCAUCAAUCCACUGCCAACUCGGUACUCCCCACUACUCGCUUCUACUCGGCUGGCAAGGGGCCAUUGACUAUACAAGGCAUCGAAGACAGAGUCAUGCAAUUGUUGCGGGACUUUGACAAGGUCGAACAGGCAAAGUUAUCCUUGGACUCACACUUUAUCAAUGACUUGGGCCUCGACUCUCUAGACCAAGUGGAAAUCACAAUGGCCAUGGAAGACGAAUUCAAUAUCGAGAUUCCAGAUCGUGAUGCGGAGGAAAUCAUGACACCGAGACAAGCCGUCGAAAAAAUCUUUGCAAACAAGAAUGCCAUGUAA